AUGUGCAAGAUGCAAAGGUAUGUGCCCGGGCGCGCGCGUGCGCAGCGACAUGAGAAGUGCGAUGACCAGCAACCCCGUUGUAGUAGAUGCGAGAAGCGCAACGUCGAGUGCUUCCGCCCUGAGCGACGACCUUCCUUCCGCCAGGGUUCUACUGCCAACUAUGACGGGGCCUUCUCCCGGGAGCAGCGCUGGGUGAACAGUCGGCCUCGAGCUUGGGGGUCGAAGACACUCUACCACCAAUACCGACGCCUACUAAACGUCGAAGAACCGAGCCUGCGCCGCAAGAUGUUCGACCUCUGCGACGAAGAGAGGCACUUCCAGCUCGUCGUUGUGAGACGCGCACGCUCGUGCCAACCCCUCCGCGACGCCAUAUUCGCCGUCGCGGCGCGCCAUUUAUGUCGACAUCCCAAAUUCCGAUCAGAGCCAGGGGGUGGCGGUGUCGUCGUCUACCAGCGCCACCUUCUCCCUGACCUCACGCCGCAGAGUGCCUUCGAGUAUAUGCUCCGCUGCAUACCCGCACUGCACGAGGUCUCAAGCACGCAGGACGAGGAAUACCGCGAGAAUCUGGCCGCCGCAGCGCUCAUUCUUCGCCAGUUUGAGGAGAUGGAUCCCGAAGAAUCCCAAAGCGCGCCGAGUUCAGAUUUUGGGACCGCGAACGGGGACGGGAAUGGGACAAGUUAUGGCAGUGCGAAUAGCAAUGUCAACUUUAUCGAUAUCACAAAGGCAAUUUUGAGGGCCGCUCCGUCAUCGCGAUGGUCUGGACUUUUGAGCGCCGUGUACUGGGUGGCGGUGAGGCAGGAGAUUUACUUUGCACUCACGCUGGGGCGAUCGCCCCAGAUCACGGCAAGGCCGGACCAGGGCCGUGAAGUGUCGUUUGCUAAUCGGUUGAUAUGGUUUAUGUCGGAGGUGGCCAAGUGGAAGAUGGGAGACAGGAUCGAAGGGGAGUGGGAGAGACUGAGGGUUGAAGAGAGCAUCCUUGCAGUCGAAUGUACGCGGCAGUUUAUACCCAUAAUGCAGAGGCCAGCAGACAGGUCUCAAGGCGAAAUAUUUCCCUUGGUAUGUGGACAAGUCUCCAACCGGCGAGCACAUCGAGAGGCCGAACAUCAAGUCCGAGAAAUGACAUUAGAGCUAUGUGGUCUAGCUAUGCAUCAUCUAAGAGCACCGCCAAACUUGACCACUGCAGGGAUAGGGAUCAUGUUAUACGGGGACUAUUUCAACGACCAGUGGGAGAGAGCGGCAUUGGUUGGAGUGCUGGAAGAGUGGAAGAGCCACCACGCUUGGCCUGUGAGAAAGGGGUACCAAGCACUCGGUGUGGACUACGUCCCAUGA
Molecule: messenger RNA, 1329 nt
Organism: Colletotrichum lupini
Lineage: Eukaryota; Fungi; Ascomycota; Sordariomycetes; Glomerellales; Glomerellaceae
Exons: 7
Coding region: 1-1329 (442 amino acids)
Biological process (GO): positive regulation of transcription by RNA polymerase II
Cellular component (GO): nucleus
Molecular function (GO): zinc ion binding; transcription cis-regulatory region binding; DNA-binding transcription factor activity, RNA polymerase II-specific
Source: RefSeq, a predicted model, not a curated record